Nicrophorus vespilloides is the source of this 1743-nucleotide messenger RNA. Its product is annotated as transmembrane protease serine 9-like. Gene Ontology annotation, molecular function: serine-type endopeptidase activity. The annotation marks the transcript as partial. The record is from RefSeq and is a predicted model, not a curated record. Lineage: Eukaryota; Metazoa; Arthropoda; Insecta; Coleoptera; Silphidae. The transcript has 9 exons. Gene Ontology annotation, biological process: proteolysis.
UCUGGUGGUCCAUUGAUCUCCAACGGAAAACAAGUUGGUGUCGUCUCAUGGGGAUUCGGCUGUGCCCGUCCACAGUACCCUGGAAUCUACUCCAGCGUCGAAAACAUGCGCGCAUUCAUCAAGGAAAAAUCUGGAAUUGAUGUGUUCAGCUAUAUAAGGGUGUGCGAAUUAUUUCAAAUCAGAACCGAAAUCAUGAAGUUCGCAAUUGUAGCUUUGAUCGUGGCUGUUGCCUCAGCCAAUGCUUUGUCCCCACCAAAAUUGGAUGGUCGCAUCGUUGGUGGUGAAACCGUCGACAUCGAGGAUUUCCCUCAUCAAUUGUCCCUGCAAUACUAUGGAAGUCACAUCUGUGGCGCUUCCAUCAUCAGCGGAAAGUUCGCCCUUACCGCUGCUCACUGCACCGAUGGAACUCCAGCUAGCGUACUCAGCGUUCGUGCUGGAUCUUCCAUCCAAGGAUCCGGUGGACAAGUUGUGAAAGUUGUUAAGGUCCACCAAAACCCAAAAUUCAACGCCGUCACCAUCGACUAUGAUGUUUCCGUUUUGGAAUUGGAAUCCGAAAUCAAAAUGGGAGCUGGAGCUUCCGCCAUCCCUCUUCCUAAAGCUGGUGAAAAGGCCGAAGAAGGUGAUGACUCUGUUGUUUCUGGUUGGGGAGCACUUUACGAAGGCGGUGGUUCUCCUUCCCGUCUUCAGGCUGUCCAUGUUAAAAUCAUUGGUCAUGACUCUUGCCAAAAGGAUUACGGAUCAACCGAAAUCACCGACCGCAUGAUCUGCGCCGGAGUUGGCGGUGGAAAGGACGCUUGUCAAGGUGACUCUGGUGGUCCAUUGAUCUCCAACGGAAAACAAGUUGGUGUCGUCUCCUGGGGAUUCGGCUGUGCCCGUCCACAGUACCCUGGAAUCUACUCCAGCGUUGAGAACAUGCGUGCAUUCAUCAAAGAAAAAUCUGGAGUAUGCGAAUUAUUUCAAAUCAAAACCGAAAUCAUGAAGUUCGCAAUUGUAGCUUUGAUCGUGGCUGUUGCCUCAGCCAACGCUUUGUUCCCACCAAAAUUGGAUGGUCGCAUCGUUGGUGGUGAAACUGUCGACAUCGAGGAUUUCCCUCAUCAAUUGUCCCUUCAAUACUAUGGAAGUCACAUCUGUGGCGCUUCCAUCAUCAGCGGAAAGUUCGCUCUUACCGCUGCUCACUGCACCGAUGGAACUCCAGCUAGCGUACUCAGCGUUCGUGCUGGAUCCUCCAUCCAAGGAUCCGGAGGACAAGUUGCGAAAGUUUUAAAGAUUCACCAGCACCCAAAAUACAACAGAAACACCGUCGAUUACGAUAUUUCCGUUUUGGAAUUGCAAUCAGAAAUCAAAAUGGGAGCUGGAGCCUCCGCCAUUCCCUUGCCUGCGGCUGGUGAACAGUCGAAGGAAGGUGAUGACGCUGUUGUUUCUGGAUGGGGAGCUCUUUCAGAAGGUGGUGGCUCUCCUUCCCUUCUUCAGGCCGUCCACCUUAAGAUGAUUGGUCAUGAUUCUUGCCAGCAUGAUUAUAAUCAGAGUCCAAGCAAACCAGAAAUCUCUGAUCGUAUGAUCUGCGCCGGUGUUGGUGGAGGAAAGGACGCUUGUCAAGGUGACUCUGGUGGUCCAUUGAUCUCCAACGGAAAACAAGUUGGUGUCGUCUCCUGGGGAUUCGGCUGUGCCCGUCCAGAAUACCCUGGAAUCUACUCCAGCGUUGAGAACAUGCGUGCAUUCAUCAAAGAAAAAUCUGGAGUUUAA